UGUAGGCCAAAUUCGCACUCUCAAUCUCGACUGACACGAAUGCGAACGGAACGGGAACACAGGCGAACGCAAACGCUGCAGCGAAGAAUGGAUCACGGGCACGGGUACGGGCACGAAAAGCGACAAUGUGCGAUAGACGAUAGAAGACAGAUGACAGAAUACCGAAGGCAGCAGGCAGCAGGCAUACAGGCACACAAGCAGUAGGAAGGGCGCAACACACCAACAACAGCUACCAAAGCUACGACACAGAAACACAGUGCCAGAACAUCCAAAAAGCUAAAAAACAAAUGACAAACACAGCAAAAAACGACUAAGCGCGACGACAAUGAGGAUGUGUUUGUGCAUGUCUGUGGUGCGAUGGAGCGUUGUUUAGCUGUUGCGUUGGGAAGGUAUCGCUGUUGCUUAGUUGCUUGGUUGCUUGGUUGCUCUGUUGCUGGUGGAGUCGAGGAGAGCGCGCAACGUUUAUGUUCUGGAUACACGAAGAACAGCACGAAAGAGGAUAUGCCAAAACUUAGUAAAGCUGCCGUUGUGAAGAAGUUUGGCUCGUCAUUUGCACUUGGCCUUAAAAAUCAUUUGAAGAACAAGGACGGCAGCAACCGUGCGAACGCUGACCAAGCAGCAACAGCGACAAGAACGAAAAGUUUAAGCAUAAGCUUUUAGUGUAAGCUCUAACUGCUCGCAAGUUAAGGCAAAAGCACGCUAUUUAUAUUUUGUUAUUGUUAUUGCUGGGAUACAAAAAAGCUUUAUUCUGUGCACUAAUUUUUGUCGAUGAAUUCAAAAACACGCGUGUGUGUUUAGUAAACAUCCAAUAGCGUACCUGUCAUUGUUUGGCUAGUUGUGAAUGAGUACAAAAUAGCUACAUAAUAAUA
This is a messenger RNA of Anastrepha obliqua, 869 nucleotides long. RefSeq lists its product as uncharacterized. NCBI's taxonomy places the organism in Eukaryota, Metazoa, Arthropoda, Insecta, Diptera, Tephritidae. The transcript is spliced from 2 exons. The record is from RefSeq and is a predicted model, not a curated record. The coding region runs from base 358 to 660 and encodes 100 amino acids.